Molecule: messenger RNA, 3321 nt
Organism: Prinia subflava (tawny-flanked prinia)
Lineage: Eukaryota; Metazoa; Chordata; Aves; Passeriformes; Cisticolidae
Gene: SKI
Product: SKI proto-oncogene
Exons: 8
Coding region: 687-2861 (724 amino acids)
Biological process (GO): negative regulation of transcription by RNA polymerase II; negative regulation of BMP signaling pathway
Cellular component (GO): nucleus
Molecular function (GO): SMAD binding; DNA-binding transcription factor activity, RNA polymerase II-specific; RNA polymerase II cis-regulatory region sequence-specific DNA binding
Source: RefSeq, a predicted model, not a curated record
GCACUCUCAGUCACUGCUGGAAAGAGGAGCUGGGAGGAUGUGCGCGCUCUCACCGCGGCUCCCCACGGCACGACGAGAGCACCGGCAGAAAUAAGGAAAGGAAGGCGAACCGAGAGCCGAGGAGCCCUCCCAGGCCGAGCAGAGGGACCACGAGGGGCAGCGGAGCCGCUCUUCGCCCGUGCGGAGCCCCCGCGCCGCUUUGGCAGUGCCGGAGAUUUGGGCCUUUUCUCCUGCGUUGUUCCUUCCACAGACCGAGCCUUCUGCCUCCUCCUGCUUUUUACUUUCCUCCCCCGCGCCUUCCCUCGGUGGAUAUGGACAGAAGGGGGAUCACUGCAGAGAAGCAGCAGCCGCCAGAACAUAUUUGAGCCCCGGGUGCGCGGAGCGUGGCACAGACUUUUUGUGUUUCUGUGGGUGGUGUGUGUGUGUGAGUGAGUGUGUGUUGGAGGUGUGGGAGGAGGGAUUGGUUUGCCUGGGGGUUGGCUGAGGGGGUGAGUGCUCGGAUGAAGACCUCUUUUUGCCGUGAUUCUGUGCUCCAUCGGGGCAGCUUGGAGACUUGGAGGGUUUGAAAUUGUAACGCGAACCAAGAGAAAAGAAAGAAGUGAGAGACACGCAUACAAAAGGAUUUAUUUCCUCUCCGUUAGUGGAUUGCUGAGGGAGAAGGAGGAAAAACACAAGGAAACUAAAAAAUGGAGACUGUAAGUAGAAGCAGCUUCCAGCCUCAUCCAGGACUGCAGAAGACCUUGGAACAGUUUCAUCUGAGCUCUAUGAGCUCCCUGGGUGGCCCUGCUGCUUUCUCAGCACGAUGGGCACAGGAGAUGUACAAGAAAGACAAUGGCAAAGACCCAGCGGAACCUGUACUGCAUCUGCCCCCGAUCCAGCCUCCUCCGGUCAUGCCUGGUCCCUUCUUCAUGCCCUCGGACAGAUCCACGGAGAGGUGCGAGACCAUCCUGGAAGGGGAAACCAUCUCCUGCUUCGUGGUGGGCGGAGAGAAGCGGCUUUGCUUGCCCCAGAUCCUGAACUCGGUGCUCAGGGACUUCUCCCUGCAGCAGAUUAAUUCAGUGUGUGAUGAGCUACAUAUUUACUGCUCCAGAUGCACUGCUGACCAGCUGGAAAUCCUCAAAGUCAUGGGCAUCCUGCCCUUCUCCGCUCCUUCCUGCGGGCUCAUCACGAAAACUGAUGCUGAGAGGCUUUGUAACGCCUUGCUUUAUGGUGGCACCUAUCCUCCCCACUGCAAGAAGGAAUUCUCUAGCACAAUUGAGCUGGAGCUCACGGAGAAGAGCUUCAAGGUGUAUCAUGAGUGCUUUGGGAAGUGUAAGGGACUCCUGGUGCCAGAGCUUUACAGUAACCCCAGCGCAGCCUGCAUCCAGUGCUUGGACUGCAGGCUCAUGUACCCACCUCACAAAUUUGUGGUCCACUCUCACAAAUCGCUGGAAAACAGGACUUGCCACUGGGGCUUUGACUCUGCAAACUGGAGAUCCUAUAUCCUCCUCAGCCAGGAUUAUACUGGGAAAGAGGAGAAAGCUAGACUGGGCCAGCUCUUAGAUGAAAUGAAAGAAAAAUUUGACUAUACCAACAAAUACAAGAGGAAAGCCCCCCGGGUGUCUUCAGAUCCUCCUGCUUCCAAAAAGCCCAAAAUAGAUGACUCUGCUUCCCAAUCUCCAGCUUCUACUGAGAAGGAAAAACAGUCCAGUUGGUUACGGUCCUUAUCCAGUUCAUCUAAUAAGAGCAUCGGCUGUGUCCACCCCCGGCAGCGCCUCUCCGCCUUCCGGCCCUGGUCCCCCGCGGUCUCUGCCAGCGAGAAGGAGCUCUCCAGCCACCUGCCCGCCCUCAUCCGCGACAGUUUUUACUCCUACAAGAGCUUUGAGAGCGCCGUGGCCCCCAACGUGGCCCUGGCCCCUCCAGCCCAACAGAAGAUCGUGAGCAACCCUCCCUGUGCCACCGUGGUGUCCCGGAGCAGCGAAUCCCUGGGCUCUGCCCAGCCCAGGAAGAGGAAACACGGCACAGAGCACACGGCUGUCCCCGAGGCUGCGGCCACCGCGGCCACCGUGGCCACUGCUGCCACCACGGCCACCACGGCCACCGCCCCCGAGGAGGACAAGGAGUCGGAAGCAGAGAUUGAAGUAGAAACCAGGGAAGAAUUCACCUCCUCCUUAUCCUCGCUCUCGUCGCCGUCCUUCACCUCCUCCAGCUCUGCCAAGGACAUGAGCUCCCCCGGGAUGCAGCCCCCAGCCCCCGUCAGCAGCUCCUACGAGGUGCCCGCGCACCCCGACCCCCACAGCAGCGGGCUGGAGGCUGAGCUGGAGCACCUCAGGCAGGCCCUGGACAGCGGCCUGGACACAAAAGAAGCCAAAGAGAAGUUCCUGCACGAGGUGGUGAAGAUGAGGGUGAAGCAGGAGGAGAAGCUGAACGCGGCCCUGCAGGCCAAGCGCAGCCUGCACCAGGAGCUGGAGUUCCUGAGAGUGGCCAAGAAAGAGAAGCUGAGGGAAGCGACGGAGGCCAAGCGCAACCUGCGGAAGGAGAUCGAGCGCCUGCGAGCCGAGAACGAGAAGAAGAUGAAGGAGGCCAACGAGUCUCGGAUCCGGCUGAAGCGGGAGCUGGAGCAGGCGCGGCAGAUCCGCGUGUGCGACAAGGGCUGCGAGGCCGGCAGGCUGCGCGCCAAGUACUCGGCACAGAUCGAGGACCUGCAGGUGAAGCUGCAGCACGCCGAGGCCGACCGCGAGCAGCUCCGCGCCGACCUCCUGCACGAGCGCGAGGCCCGCGAGCACCUGGAGAAGGUGGUGAAGGAACUUCAGGAACAACUGUGGCCCAAAGGCAGCAGCCAGCCCAGCAGCGAGAGCACCUCGAGCCCCAUGGAGAACUGACCCUCGCCCCCAGCACGGGGAGGGAGCGGACUGGGAGUGCACGUGUGAGUAGUGGUGUCCUGGCACACACUUUAGGAAUAUGGAUUCUCAGUAGCUGGAAGGCAAAUGUUGUUACUCUCUAGAACAGAAGCACUGAAUUCCGCCUCUUUUUUUUUCCCAAUCCAUAUAGCACAACAUCUUACUGUGCCUAGAAAACACAAAGUGUUUGUAAACAAAAUACUUUUAAGUCCACAGCAAAUUUUCUACUGGCAAACUCCAAGCAAAGCAGCGUGGUCCAGCUAAACCCGGAGUCCAGGGCGAGCACGGCAGUGGCUUUGUGUUCUCCUACCUGUUGGAACAUUUUGGAAUUUCAAAACAAACCACCUUUUCUUAUAAGCUAUUUAAAAUAAUUCAUUACACAGACUUGGUAUUAAAAAAAAAUUAACGAGAUUUUUAUAAUGAACCUUUAAAAGCAAAACAA